AUGAAGCUCGUCGUCGAGAUCUCCGACGCCGCCGACCUCGCCCCCAAGGAUGGCGCCGCCUCCUGCAACCCCUACGUCGAGGUCGACUUCGACGACCAGCGCCAGCGCACCGCCACCAAGCCCGCCGACCGCUCCCCGUACUGGAACCAGACGCUGGUCUUCGACGUCCGCGACCCCGCGCGCUUCCCCUCCCUCCCCGUCGACGUCUCCGUCUUCCACGACCGACGCCUCCAGGACCACAACGCACUCCGCCCGCACACCUUCCUGGGCCGCGUCCGCAUCAACGGCGCCUCCGUCGCUCCGUCGCCAGAGGAGGCCGUCCUGCAGAGGUACCCGCUCGAGAAGCGGGGGCUCUUCUCACGCGUCUCGGGAGACAUCGCGCUCAGGAUCUACCUCGUCGGGGAUGUCAAUGAAACCGUACCUGUUUCUGCUGCUCCCAACCAGCAACAGGAGUCCGUCGCCGCCGCCGCCGCCAGCGGAGACCCCGAAAGGAUCGUCAGGUCCGCCUUCGCACCACAGCAGCCGCCGCCGGUGGAGCAGUCAGAAGCCCAGGGGCAGGGGAAGAGCGGCGGAGGCCCAGCAGGGGAUGAGCACGAGGCACGGCCUCCUCGCAUCUUCCGCUCCGUGCCAGCCUCGGGAGGAGGAGGAGGUGGCGGAGGAGCCGACCAGCAGCCUCGCCGCACUCUCCACGCCGUGGCCGCGCCUCCUCCUCCGCCCGGCCAGACGGUCGUCAUGCCCAAACCCACUGCCGCCGCCCCUCCCGGCCCCGCCUUCGGCCUGGUCGAGACCAAGCCUCCUCUGCCGGCCAAGAUGGGCCCGCGCGCCGCCGCCGCCGCCGCCGCCAAGAUCGCGUCCACGUACGACAUGGUGGAGCCGAUGGCGUACCUGUACGUGAGCGUGGUGAAGGCGCGCGACCUCCCCAACAUGGACGUCACCGGUGCGCUGGACCCCUACGUGGAGGUGAAGCUCGGCAACUUCAAGGGCGUCACCAAGCACCUGGACAAGAACCCCAACCCGGACGACUUCGUCGGCCGCGUCCUCUUCGACAUGACCGACAUCCCUAAGCGGCUGCCCCCCGACAGCCCGCUCGCGCCGCAGUGGUACCGCCUCGCCGACCGGCACGGCGAGAAGGUGCGGCACGGCGAGAUCAUGCUCGCCGUGUGGAUCGGCACGCAGGCCGACGAGGCGUUCCCGGAGGCGUGGCACUCGGACGCGCACUCGCUGCCCUUCGAGGGCCUCUCCAACACCAGGUCCAAGGUCUACUACUCGCCCAAGCUCGCCUACCUCAAGGUGGUGGCCAUCGCGGCGCAGGACGUGUACCCCGCCGGCUCAGAGAAGGGCCGGCCCCUGGCGCCCACCAUCGCCAAGAUCCAGCUCGGGUGGCAGGUCCGUCGGACGCGGCCGGGGCAGCCGCAGGGCUCCACCAACCCCGUGUGGAACGAGGAGUUCAUGUUCGUGGCCGGCGAGCCGUUCGACGAGCCGCUGGUGGUGACGGUGGAGGAGCGCGUGGCGGCGGGGCGCGACGAGCCCGUGGGCCGGGUGAUCAUCCCCGUGAUCUCGCCGUACGUGUACCGCAACGACCUGGCCAAGUCGGUGGAAUCCAAGUGGUUCAACCUUUCGCGCGCGCUGACGGCGGACGAGGCCGCGGCGGGCGUCACCGCCGCCAAGGCCCUGGCGGAGAAGACGACCUUCUCGAGCAAGAUCCACCUGCGGCUGAGCCUGGAGACAGCGUACCACGUGCUGGACGAGUCGACGCACUACAGCAGCGACCUGCAGCCGUCGGCGAAGAAGCUGCGCAAGUCGUCCAUCGGCAUCCUGGAGCUGGGCAUCCUGAGCGCCCGGAACCUGGUGCCCAUGAAGGCCAAGGAAGGGCGGCUGACGGACCCCUACUGCGUGGCCAAGUACGGGUCCAAGUGGGUGCGCACCCGGACGGUGCUCAACACGCUGGCGCCGCAGUGGAACGAGCAGUACACGUGGGAGGUGUUCGACCCCUGCACCAUCGUCACCGUCGCCGUGUUCGACAACGGGUACGUCCGUGGUGGCGGCGAGGGCAGCAAGGACCAGCGGAUCGGCAAGGUGCGCGUGCGGCUGUCGACGCUGGAGAUCGACCGCGUCUACACCCACAUCUACCCGCUGAUGACGCUCACCCCGGGCGGGCUGAAGAAGACCGGGGAGCUGCACCUGGCGGUGCGCUUCACCUGCACGGCGUGGGCCAACAUGCUGGGCAUGUACGCCAAGCCGCUGCUGCCCAAGAUGCACUACAGCCACCCCAUCUCGGUGCUGCAGCUGGACUACCUCCGGUUCCAGGCCAUGCAGAUGGUGGCGGCGCGGCUGGGGCGCGCCGAGCCGCCGCUGCGGCGGGAGGUGGUGGAGUACAUGCUGGACGUGGACUCGCACAUGUUCAGCCUGCGGCGGAGCAAGGCCAACUUCAACCGCAUCACCCCCCCUCUUCUCGGGCGUCGUGGCCGUGGCCAAGUGGAUGGACGGCAUCUGCAAGUGGAAGAACCCGCUGACGACCAUCCUGGUGCACGUGCUGUUCCUCAUCCUGGUGUGCUACCCGGAGCUGAUCCUGCCCACAGUCUUUCUCUACCUCUUCAUGAUCGGCGUGUGGAACUACCGGCGGCGGCCGCGCAAGCCGCCGCACAUGGACACGGUGCUAUCGCACGCCGAGUCCGGGCUGGUGCACCCGGACGAGCUGGACGAGGAGUUCGACACGUUCCCCACCAGCAAGCCCGGGGACGUGGUGCGGAUGCGCUACGACCGCCUGCGCAGCGUGGCCGGGCGGGUGCAGACGGUGGUCGGCGACCUGGCCUCGCAGGGGGAGCGGGCGCAGGCGCUGCUCAGCUGGAGGGACCCGAGGGCGACGGCCAUCUUCAUCAUGCUCUCGCUCGUGGUGGCCGUGGUGCUCUACGUGACGCCGUUCCAGGUGGUGGCCGUGGUGCUGGGGCUCUACCUGCUGCGCCACCCGCGCUUCCGGAGCAAGCAGCCGUCGGUGCCCUUCAACUUCUACAAGAGGCUGCCGGCCAAGUCCGACAUGCUGCUCUAGCGUCCCCUUGUGUAACUGGAACUGGAAUUGGAAUUGGAAUUGGAUCCCUUGCAGGUUGCAGCAGCAUCAGCAAGACAGCAAACAAGCACGUUUUUUAG
Molecule: messenger RNA, 3144 nt
Organism: Miscanthus lutarioriparius
Lineage: Eukaryota; Viridiplantae; Streptophyta; Magnoliopsida; Poales; Poaceae
Source: the annotation of a GenBank genome assembly